GACUGUUCACUCAACUAAUUUUGCAAAACAGCUGAUUUCAGGCGGUUUAACGUAUACAUGCCUUAUUCCAGGCGGUGUGCAUGAAACUGUUGGUAACACGCCUAACCAUAAUUUGGGAAGGGCUGCCUACUUUAGAGAGCGGUACAAAAACUUAACUCCAGCCGAGAGGGAGCUUAAUCGUGAACACCUUAGGUUGUAUAAUAAUACACCAAAGCGGAAAGGGUCAAAGAUAGAGUACAUAAGAAAACGUAGAGCACUGUUGGCUGACACAUUGAGUCAGGAGUCCAUCGCCAUGGAGUCCCCAACAUAUACCCCUGAGGUUGUACACCCUACAACAGAUGCAAUUGAACCUAAUGGAUCCGCUCUUACCCCCUCCGACUGGGUUAUCCCUGAUAUCGCCAGUAACCCGUUCCUACCAGCUUCAACACAGACUGAGGAUGCCGAUUCACUGCGUAUGUCUACUAGACCACUAAGACGUAAACAACAUGUGCCACGUGGUGAAAGACAAGCUAUCUUAGCCCGUCGAAACCGGCAAUUUGAAGCAUCCAUUUCAAGGAACAUGGCUAAUGUGGCUGAGGAUAUUAUUAGUGAUGCCGAGGAAGAGGAUGAUUCGACACAAACCCAUAUGUCUGCAAAGAUCAACAACAAUGUUGAUGACGAUGACGGUGUCGUAUUUGAAGACGAUGCUGAUGAGAACGAGGGAUACCUAUUCGCUGGGCAAUAUGAGGAUACUGAUGAGGAUAUAGAGAUCGAUGGUAGUCAAGAUGAAUCGAGUGCCACUGAUGUUCCUGACCCGUACGACAAGGUGUAUAGCAACAUCCCUGAAGAAACACAUAUGCUAAAGACUGUUCCCAACUGCGGUUAUUGCACCGCGAAGAAGUUUGAGUAUGAGACACCUGGUUUUUGUUGUCGUGGUGGGAAGGUUGAACUAGCCCCACUUGAGACCCCUCCCCAACUCAAGAGGUUGUGGGAUAGUGCAGACUCUGAUGCUAGGCACUUUCGUGAUAACAUUAGGUUUUUAAUGGCCAUUUUUCUUUCACUUCCCUAUACUGUUGCCUCGAUAGUAUGACAACUAAUGUAAGGGAUUCUGGUAUAUACAUGUUCAGAGCACAGGGCAUGAUGUACCACAAUAUCAAGUCCUUUGGUAGGGAGGGUGGGGCAGAGCAUAAACACCUUGAGCUUUACUUUUAUGAUGAUGAUCCCACUCUCGAGCAUCGGUACCGUAAGUGUCGCGAAGAGCAUCAACAGAAAGACAAAGAGGUUAUUCGACAGAUAGUCGACAUACUACGUGGAAACCCGUACUCGGAGCACCUUAGGACCAUGGGCCACGUUGAUAACCUUGAUGACUAUCGUAUCGCAUUGAACCUAGACCAGACGUUGAACCAGAAGACAUAUAACACACCUCUCACUUCCGAGGUGGCCGCUGUCUGGAUCGAAGGGAGCGAAGGGCGAGGCCAGUUCAGCAAGAGUGUUAUGCUCCAUGGGAAGGACAGUUCAAACCACUGCAUCCGCUCAUACCAUGGAUGCUACGAUGCACUAUCAUAUCCAUUGUUCUUCCCUAGAGGCGAACUUGGAUGGCAUGCAAAUAUCCCAAAGGUUGGAGUAUCCAUGGACGAAGUUGAUGCAUAUCGUGCGACACAUAGGGCAAGUAAUGCAAAUGAUGAAGAUGCAGGUUAGUUGUUUCUUUAUAAUUUGCGCAUUAUUAACUUUCUUUUCAGCAUCACUCACUUUAUAAUCCUUGCGUAUGCAGAAUCUCCAAGCCAUUUAUGUGUGUCUGUACGUGACUACUAUUGCUACAAAUUCCAGAUUCGCCCCGGGGUAUUCAAUCCAAUACUUCAUGGAAAGCGGCUUUUCCAGCAGUUCGCGGUCGACACGUACAUAAAGAUUGAGAGCUCUCGUUUAGAUUACAUACGCAGGAAUCAGGAUCGGUUAAGGGCAGACCUGUACCAGGGCUUGGUGGAUAGCAUGCUAGAUGGAGAUAUUAGAGCAGAGAAGGUUGGCAAGCGAACUGUGUUGUCGACGUCGUUUAUUGGCGGUCCUCGUGACAUGAGACGUCGGUAUAUGGAUGCUAUGGCUCUGGUGCGGAAGUUUGGUAAA
Molecule: messenger RNA, 2097 nt
Organism: Zea mays
Lineage: Eukaryota; Viridiplantae; Streptophyta; Magnoliopsida; Poales; Poaceae
Exons: 3
Coding region: 293-1069 (258 amino acids)
Source: RefSeq, a predicted model, not a curated record